Molecule: messenger RNA, 1723 nt
Organism: Gaeumannomyces tritici R3-111a-1
Lineage: Eukaryota; Fungi; Ascomycota; Sordariomycetes; Magnaporthales; Magnaporthaceae
Exons: 3
Coding region: 1-1614 (537 amino acids)
Source: RefSeq, a predicted model, not a curated record
AUGCCCACCAUCCAGGAAAGCAUCCAAAACAUUCGCGACAGGCUCAAGGACCCGCAACCUGAAGUCCUUGAUGCCCUGACUAGGGAGAACCCGCAGGACCGCCACUACGCGGAGAAGUGGCUUGCGUAUCAUCGCCGCCCGCCACGUGGGCCCUCCACAGAGCCGAGAGAGCCGAGAGAGCCGGGGAGCCGGGAGAGCCGGGAGAGCUGGACGAAGGAGCCAUCGUCUGGCUCCCCGCGCCGGUUGGAGCGGCUUCUCAGCCCUCAGUUCAACUAUUUCGGCAAGGCAGAAAAAACGGAGUGGGAGCUAGGCAGCAUCCUCGGGGGGGAGAGGCUCGACAAGUAUUGGACGCUCGGGCGCCAUCGACCACUCGGAAUCCUGACCCGCCACUUCGUCAAAGCCCAGUGGGAACAGCUCGGCAUCUGGAAUCCUGAAUGGGGGUUCCCCGGGCGCAACCAACAGGAGCCCGGCGAUUUUGCCGACAAGCGGCGGUGGCCGUGGGAGCAGGCUGAGGACGACGACGAAGGCAUAUCGAGACAGCGGCACGAGGCCAUUGUGCGCGCUGUGCGCGAGCGCCGAAACCUGUGCCGUGGGAGGUGGGCUCCCGUGGCCCCGCGGCGACACCCCGGGCCCGAUACUUCGGCCGCCGAAGCAUACUCAUUCCUGACGAGCAGGCCCUGGUUCAUCUACAAGCUCGACCUAGAAGUCGAACUGACCAAGCUGGAACGCCUCCAGCACGGCUAUGGCAGCAUAAUAUACCGGGGAACGGCCAUUUGGGAGCGCGACCAGCUCUGGAAACGUGAGGGCGAAUCCAGCCAACCUGAGCGCUACUGGGUCCGCAGCCACUCUUCCUCGCCCAUUCCUGGACAAGUAGAAUGCCCAAGCCGUUUUCCGAGGUCGCCUUCUCCCAUACCUUCUUCGCCUUCUUCUCCUACGUUUUCGCCUCGGACGCAAUUCGCCCGGCUGGGGCCGAUGCCCGACAUCUACAGCAUUGAGGGCUCCAAAAAGCUCCCGAUGUGGCGAAUGCACAGGGGCUUGAUCGAGCGCAGGUUGCGCGAGGCGGAGGGGCAAGACGCAAAGCUACCCGACCUGUGGCCUGCCCCGCCUCCUCUGUCUCCUCGCUCGCGGCUUGAGCGGCUGGGAGAGGCGCCCGAGCCUGAGCCGGGCCCCUACCCCGGGUGGCGCCUUUUUGAGUGGGAAAAGAUGAAGGGUGAAAUCGUCGCCGACAUGGAACAGUGGGUUCGAGAAGGGCGGUACGUUUCCGCCGCCGCCGCCGGGCCCGGUCGCUCCGCUGCUCCCUCGGAGCCAGACGCUCCCGAGCCCGUCUCGGCCCAAGACGAGCAGCCACCGGCCAAGCGCGCACGCCUCAGCCGGCCGGCGGUGGCGGCGGCGGCGGAGGCGAGGACGGCCGCUCCAGCCAGGCGCGGCGGCCGUGGCGGCCGGCGCGCCCGCCGAUCCCCCGAGCCUGGGCCCGAGACGGUGCUGCCGUCGGUGGAGACCGAGGUUGCGGUUGCCGAUGCUUCCGAGAGCCGCGCGGCCGCCCGAAGAAGCCCGUCGGUGCCGACACUCCAGCAGCCGACGCCGCGUAGGGGCAGGAGCAAGAGGCUAGGCUGAUGGAGGGGAGGGGGGUUGGUGGUGAUGCCCAAGGUGUGGGCGGGCCCCGGGGGAAGAGGGGGUUCCGCGCGGAGCAUGUACGAGUAUGAGGUCGACCUGGAGGUACAAC